Rotaria sp. Silwood2 is the source of this 4242-nucleotide messenger RNA. The record is from the annotation of a GenBank genome assembly. NCBI's taxonomy places the organism in Eukaryota, Metazoa, Rotifera, Eurotatoria, Philodinida, Philodinidae.
AUGUUCAUAUCAAUUCAAACAAUUUGUACAUGUCAUGGAUAUCUUCUAUUUGAAUCACUUCAUUGUGAACGAUGUCGUUCAUUAAUUCCAUUUCAAAUUACAGAUGAAAAUUUACCUGAUCCAAUACCAACAAAUAAUAUAACUAAUGGAAUCAGUAUUGAUAAUCAAGGUAAACCAUCACCGGGUAUGCUUGUACCAUAUCGAAAACAACAACAAAAACCAACAACAACAGGUCGUGUUCGGUUUCGAGUUUUAUGUCCAUUUUGUAAUAGUUCAACAUUUGUUAUACGUUAUUAUUGUAAACGAGAACGAAUUUAUUAUCAUUUACGUAUACAAAAUCGGGGUGACAGUGAACAAAAUGUAUUUAAAUCAGUAGCUGAAAGUCAAAAUUUAAUAAGUAUUGAUGAAUAUGGAAUAAAACGUGAUUAUUCAGAACCUUCAGGUAUUCAAACUGCUGAUGAUUCAUAUUCAUUAAGAAGUUCUACGUCUCAAACAACACCAACAACUAUUAUAUAUGAUCAAAAUGGUCUAUCAACUGCAAGAGAAAAACAAGUUGAAAAUGAACGAAACUUAUAUGGAUUUAAUGAAUUAGAAGGAGAUUUAUUUAGUGUACUUAGAAAUGGUUUAUUUUAUGAUACAUUAAUUCAAUGUCUAGAUGAUGUUAAAUUACAAGUACAUCGAUGUAUUCUUGGUGGUCGGUCACCAUGGUUUCGUCAUCUUCUUGCUGAAUAUCAUGAAGCAAAUAAUAAUGAUGAUUAUGUUUUACAAAUAAGUAUUGAUGAUAUUCAUUCAGACGUCAUGAAUGAAAUAUUAAAUUUUAUGUAUACAAAUCGUUGUUUAAUUAGUUUAAAAAAUGCACCUGAUUUAUUACUAGCUGCAAAACGAUUUGAAUUAGAAAAAUUAAAAACCCAAAUAGCUGAUUUUCUUUUAUAUCGUCUUACAGUUGAUAAUGCUAUUGAAAUGUUAAUAUGUGCACAUGAAGCUGGUUCCGAAGCACUUAAAACAGCAUGUAUAAAUUUAAUUAAUCGUAAUGCAGAAAAAAUCAAACGUACUGAAAAAUGGAAAGUAUUUAAAAGUCAAUAUAUUGAUCUUAUACCUGAAUUAUAUGAAAGUCGUGUUGAACAUCCAACACCUGCACAACAAACAUUUUUACCUGAUGUUUUUGCACCACCAGCAUUUCCAUUAGAAAGUCUUCGAUCACUAAGUCAAUUAUAUGAAAAUCCAGUACAACAACGACUUGAAACACCGCGUGGUAUACGUCGAAUAUCAAAAUCACGACAAGCUGGUCCACCACAUGUACUUAAAUCAGUUCAAUUAAUACAACCAAAUGAUCUUACGGCAGAAACGCCUAUUGAUCCUUAUACAGAACGUAAUGAUUCAAACCUUUCAUUAGCUGUGGAUCGAGAGAAUCCUGUAAAACAAGGAAUAAUGAAUAGUAACCGACGACCUUUACCACCGAAUACACGCACUAUUUUCCCAAAUAUUCGACAAAAUCCAGAAAUUGAUGCUUAUCGUCGUCCGGUUAAUGUAUUUGAACCAAGUCAUACUUUACCAGCAAAUAAUCAACGUAAUUUGUAUACAAAUGCUUCACAAAAAGUAGUACCUCGACCAAGAAGAGCUGGUUCACCAAGACGUCCUGUUGAUGUUCCAAGAAGUCCACCGAUAACAAAUAGGCAAGCCGAUGAUAAUAUGACAUUAACACGAGUGGUUAACUUUACUGUUGACCAAAUUCGUGGCUUGAUGGACAAGAAAAAGAACAUUCGUAAUAUGUCUGUCAUUGCUCAUGUCGAUCAUGGUAAAUCAACAUUGACUGAUUCACUGGUAUGCAAAGCUGGUAUCAUUGCACAACAAAAGGCUGGUGAAAUGCGUUUUACAGAUACACGAAAAGAUGAACAAGAACGAUGUAUUACAAUUAAAUCAACAGCUAUUUCACUUUAUUAUGAAUUACCUGCUAAAGACAUAGAAUUUAUUAAACAAGAACGUGAACCUAAUGUAUCUCACUUUUUAAUUAAUCUUAUUGAUUCACCAGGCCACGUUGAUUUUUCAUCGGAAGUUACCGCUGCUUUACGUGUUACUGACGGUGCUCUUGUUGUUGUUGAUUGUGUUUCAGGUGUUUGUGUACAGACUGAAACUGUUCUUCGUCAAGCUAUUGCUGAACGUAUUAAACCAAUCUUAUUUAUGAAUAAGAUGGAUCGGGCUUUACUUGAAUUACAACUUCAACAAGAAGAUCUUUUCCAAACAUUUCAACGUAUUGUUGAAAAUGUCAAUGUCAUCAUUGCUACUUAUGGUGAUGAUAGUGGUCCAAUGGGCGAUUUACAAGUUGAUCCAACAAAAGGUACAGUUGGUUUUGGUGCUGGUCUUCAUGGUUGGGCAUUUACAUUAAAAGAAUUUGCUGAAAUGUAUGCAUCAAAAUUUAAAAUUGAAGUCGAUAAAUUAAUGAAACGAUUAUGGGGUGAUAAUUUCUUUUCACCAGCCGAAAAGAAAUGGUCCAAAACUGGUGGAGAAGGUUAUGUUCGUGGUUUUUGUCAAUUUGUUCUUGAUCCAAUAUUCAAAAUUUUCAGAGCUAUCAUGGAUUGUCGAAAAGAGGAAUAUACACAACUACUUGAAAAAUUAAAUAUUAAAUUACAAGGUGAAGAUCGUGACAAAUUAGAAGAAGGUGGUAAACCACUUUUAAAACUUGUUAUGAAACAAUGGUUACCAGCUGGUGAUGUUCUUCUUACCAUGAUUGCUAUUCAUUUACCAUCACCUGUUGUUGCACAAAAAUAUCGUGCUGAACUUCUUUAUGAAGGUCCACAAGAUGAUGAAGCAUUUUUGGGUAUUAAAGGAUGUGAUUCAAAUGCUCCAUUGAUGAUGUAUAUUUCUAAAAUGGUACCGACAUCGGAUAAAGGUCGUUUCUAUGCUUUUGGUCGUGUCUUUUCGGGUGUUGUUCAAACAGGUCAAAAAGCACGUAUUAUGGGUCCUAAUUAUGUACCAGGCAAAAAAGAAGAUCUUUAUGUUAAAAGUAUUCAACGAACAAUUCUUAUGAUGGGUCGUUAUACUGAACCAAUUGAAGAUGUACCAUGUGGUAAUAUUUGUGGUCUUGUUGGUGUUGAUCAAUAUUUAGUUAAAACGGGUACAAUAACAACAUUUGAAAAUGCACACAAUCUUCGUGUUAUGAAAUUUAGUGUCAGUCCUGUCGUACGUGUUGCAGUUGAACCAAAAAAUCCAGCUGAUUUACCAAAAUUAGUCGAAGGUUUGAAACGUUUAGCUAAAUCCGAUCCUAUGGUUCAAUGUAUCAUCGAAGAAUCUGGUGAACAUAUUGUUGCAGGUGCUGGUGAAUUACAUUUAGAAAUUUGUUUGAAAGAUCUUGAAGAAGACCAUGCUUGUAUUCCAAUAAAAGUUUCUGAUCCAGUCGUAUCAUACCGUGAAACCGUAUCUGAAGAAUCCGAUAUCAUGUGUCUAUCGAAAUCACCUAAUAAACAUAAUCGUAUCUUCUUAAAAGCUCGACCAAUGCCUGAUGGUUUACCAGAAGAUAUUGAUAAAGGUGAGGUAACACCACGUCAAGAAUUUAAAGCACGUGCACGUUAUUUAAAUGAAAAAUAUGAUUAUGAUGUAAAUGAAGCACGCAAAAUUUGGUGUUUUGGACCUGAAGGCACAGGACCAAAUCUUUUAAUGGAUUGCACUAAAGGUGUACAAUAUUUAAAUGAAAUAAAAGAUAGUUGUGUGGCUGGUUUUCAAUGGGCUACUAAAGAAGGUGUACUUGCUGAAGAAAAUGUACGUGGUGUUCGUUUUGAUAUUCAUGAUGUUACAUUACAUGCUGAUGCUAUUCAUCGUGGUGGUGGUCAAAUUAUUCCAACAGCUCGUCGUGUACUUUAUGCAUCAAUGCUUACAGCUAAACCAAGACUUUAUGAGCCAGUUUAUUUAUGUGAAGUACAAUGUCCGGAAGUUGCUGUUGGUGGUAUUUAUGGUGUAUUAAAUCGUCGUCGUGGUCAUGUUUUUGAAGAACAUCAUGUAAUUGGAACACCAAUGUUUGUUGUUAAAGCUUAUUUACCAGUCAAUGAAUCAUUUGGUUUUACUGCUGAUCUUCGUUCAAAUACAGGUGGUCAAGCAUUUCCACAAUGCGUAUUUGAUCAUUGGCAAGUCAUGAAUCAAGAUCCAUUUGAUCCUACUAGUAAAAUUCGACAAAUUAUUAAUGAUAUUCGAAAACGUAAAGGAUUAAAAGAAGGUAUUCCACCAUUGGAUGAUUAUUAUGAUAAAUUAUAA